CAUGCUUCGUUCCUGCACGGCCUCGUUCCUGAUCCUGAAUCCCUGUGUACCAACCUCUGCCUGUCCUCCGACCAACCCUGUAUGGCUCCGUUCCACAUCGUACAUGGUUACCCUCCCUCUCUGUUUCCAUCUGUGGCCGCCGACUCCGCGGUGCUAUCUGCAUUGGCACUAGUGAGACGCUGCAAGCGGACCUGGGAACUAGCCCGAAAGACGCAACUACGCAUGGGUAGCUCCUACAAAUCCGCGGCAGACCUCAAGAGAAGGGCACCAGCGUUUAAGGUGGGACAACGCAUAUGGCUGUCCACAAAGGAUCUUCUGCUGCGGACGGAGUCAUGUAAGCUAGCUCCCAGGUUCGUGGGUCCCUUUCCCAUCACCAAGAUCGUUAACCCUGUCGCUGUUUCUUUAAAGCUUCCCAGAUCGAUGAGGGUUCAUCCCACGUUCCAUGUAAGCUGGCUUCGAUCAACUCGUCCAUCGCCAUUAGUCCCCCCCCAACCAAGCAGCUCCCCCACCCCACCCCCCAUGAUCGAUGGAGGUUCAAUGUACUCGGUACGCCGGCUUCUAUCAUCCCGUCAUAGAGGGAGGGGGUUCAAUACCUGGUGGAUUGGGAAGGGUAUGGCCCAGAAGAACGUUCCUGGAUCCCGUCCCGUUUUAUUGUGGACCCCAGCCCUAUCAGAGACUUCCACGCAUCCCAUCCUGAGGCUCCUGAACAGUAUGGAGCCAGCCGUUAAGGGGCGGGGGUACUGCCAUGGUCCUGCCGGUCCCAGCCCUGGCAGUCCAGAUCCCCUGCACGCCUGCGCCUUAUCAUGGACAAUAACCGCAGUAUAUAUAGGACCUGGCGGAUGGUCUGGCUUUGACAGAUCGUUGGCAUCCAUGCUUCGUUCCCGCACUUCCUUGUUCCUGAUCCUGAAGCCCUGUGUACCGACCUCCGCCUGUCCUCCGACCAACCCAGUAAGCUUGACGCUCUUGAUUACUGCUGCUCACUCUGACUGACUGUGCGCCUUACGACCUUGGAAUGAAUAAAGAUCUUCCUUUAACUGCCUCCCUAUCUACCGAGUCGUGCAAUUGAGUCUGCCCUUGCGUUCUGGUUAUGAGACUGUCCUGAAACAAGUCCCAACAUUAACCCAACAUUUAUAUUUUUGGAAUGUCUGAGGAAGUAUCUGGAGAGACCCCAUCCUAGCAUGGCGACAAUGUACAAACUCAGCCAGUUAGGAAGAGAUUAAAUCCGAGAACCUCUCAAGUUUGUGUCAGACGUGCUGACCACGUUUCACUGUACCAUUUCCUUCAAACACUGUGGUAUUUCCUUGUUAAAAGAAUUCAUAGUAAUCUGUUGUGAAAUCAUAACACUACUGUUUUUGGAUGUUUUAAGUCUGUCUGUCUUUGACUUGCACAGAAGCAAACCGAUUCUGUUUAUCAAAUGGGUGUCCAAAUGAUCAUCAGGAAAUAUUUGAGCAAUUCUGUUGACCUCUGACCUGUUGUAAUUUUUUAUAACUGUUAGGGAAACUUGCAGUUUUGUAUUUUACUACUCUCAUUGCUACAGUGUAAGUACAAAGCAUUUUCCAGGUUGAUUUGAAAUUAACUACAGUGGGACCUCUUAGGUCAAGCAAUCCAUUUAAUGGCAUAACUCGAUCUUUGCGAUUGGGAAAUAAUUCAUCCAUCCAUCCACCUAUUUUCCAUUCCACUUAUCCUCAUAAA
This is a messenger RNA of Syngnathoides biaculeatus (alligator pipefish), 1692 nucleotides long. RefSeq lists its product as uncharacterized. The coding region runs from base 82 to 990 and encodes 302 amino acids. NCBI's taxonomy places the organism in Eukaryota, Metazoa, Chordata, Actinopteri, Syngnathiformes, Syngnathidae. The record is from RefSeq and is a predicted model, not a curated record. The transcript has 2 exons.